UCCCUAGAGGAGGCGCAGCGAGCCUUCGCAGAGCAGUUCGAAGAGGCCCUCCUCCCCCUAGAUGAGUACGCCAGUCCUUCCUACAGGCCAGCCGUGCGUGUUGACAAAGGGAGGAGGCUUUCUGCGGCGGCGGCAGCAGCAUCUCCUCUCAAGGGCGCUUCCACGCAGGGGCAAAAACAAUUCGGCAAACCCCAGUUCAACGUGAAGGGGCUCAAGGAGCAUGAGGCUUUGUAUCAGCCCUCCCUGUGGCAGCAGCUGCUGAAGGAAGAGCAGGAGCGGCGCAUGCAGCGGCACGCGCGCACGGCCAAGCGCACAGUUCGCGUAUUGGGAGCAGCAACAGCAAUCCACGCCGCGUCAAAGGAUGCCUCCCUCGAGGCGAGCUCGUCCAGCAGCAGCGGCGUGGGGAUCCCACUGCCUCAGAGUGCGCCCCCGUGUCUCGCGGAAGCAGCGACUGCGCACGAGGGGGGAAGGGCCCUGUCGAAGGAAGCUCUUGAACGGGGGGGGGGGCCCAACUGGCGCGACAACCUAACGACCUUGCAGCAAACCUGUGAGCUCAGCGCAAGAAUACGGCCUGUGGAAGCUGCUGCUCUCCCCAGAGAGCAGCGCAAGACUCUCUCCAGCUCCUCGGAGGAGCAUGCAGAAACGUCGGCUUCUCCCCCCGACACUGCUGCGGAUGACGCUACUCUGGAGGCGCUGGGAAGGGGCCCCCCCUCGGAGAGCGACGGGGGAGGCGUUGGCUCCCCUCCCCCCCUCGCGGCUUGCGACGAGCGGCACCUGCUGGCAGACGCGACGGGCGAAGCUGCACGGACGCUCACGGCUUCGCCACAACUUGCUGAGUUCAUCGAGACAGAAAACCCCAUCGCUAGAGCGACGCAAGCCGCGGGUAUGCGCCAGGAAGUCUGGGAACGGCUCUCGCCACAACAUCUGCACACGCAACAACGACUGUUGCGAGCUCGCACUCCAGAGGAUAUUCUUUCUGCAGUCGGUGCCGCCUUGGAGGCAGUAGGGGGGAGUCCUACUGCUAGAAACUCCGUUGCCUUCGCUCCCCCCGGCGCACAGCCGAGUGUAUGCGCAGACAGUGCAGCAUCUACAGCUGGUGCUUCCGCUGCAACAGCAGCAGCAGCCACUCGGUCCCGGCUGUCUGUGGAGUUCGGAAUGGAUCCAAUCAACGUCGUCACAGGCGUUCACCGUCUGGGCCGCUUGCUGUCUCCCUACAACCGUGGUUUGCUCUUCUCAGAUCCUCGUUUCGUCUCCCUGAUGGCUGCAGCGCGAGAGUCUCUGCCCCUUUUGGACUGUCAAGGCGUCUCGAAUCUUCUUUGGGGUCUUACAAGGGCAGAGCACACACCCGCGUGGCUGCCGCAGCUGCUCUCCCGUUGCGCCGCUCUGAGCCACGACAUGUCUCCCCACCAAGUUGCCACGUGUCUGUACUGCCUCGGCAGACUGGCACUGCCUGCAGCAACCGCCGAGGAGCUGCGGGAGGCGCUCCUGGAGGCGUCUUUUGCCGUGGUUCCGCAGCUGCAACGACCACUAGACCUGACGUGCAUCUGCUGCGGGCUCUCCAGACUGCGCGUGAAGGAUUCACGGCUGUUCGGCGCCUUGGCGGUGCGAGCUCGUGCCCUCUUGCCUCAGCUUUCCACUCCGGAGUUGGCUUCAGUGGCGUGGGCUUUCGCAGCUUCCGCGUUCUUCGACAAAAGCCUCGCUGCUGCCAUACGACGACGAGUUGAAACGGAUGCCGAGCUGUGCUCUCCAGGGGAUGCCGUGCAGUUCGCGUGGGCGUUGGCGCGCAUGGCUGAAGAGCCAGUCGAUCUCUUCAACUACACGCUGACUCCGAUCAUCAGAGGCUGUCUUCCCCAGCUCAACGCCAGACAGCUUGCUACGCUUGUCUCCGCCUACGCGCAAGCAGGCGUGCAAGACAGGGAUUUGCUGUCUGACUUGAGCGUGAGCUUGCUGCCGCAUUUGUCUGCGUGCACGGCUCAACAGCUCGCAACAGUGGCAGUGGGCUUUGCAGUUUUAGGGUUCAGCAAUAAGGAGUUCAUGGGGGCCCUCGGGCAGAAGGUUCUGAGCCGUCUUCCCACCUUCUCUGACAGGCAGCUGGCGCGAACCGUCUACGGCCUGGGAGUGGCGGGGUGUCUAGACACCCGAGUGCUAGACGGAUGCUGCAGCAGGCUGCAGGAGCGGCUGCAUGCGCUUCCUCCGGAAGGCCUCGCGCAGGCUCUUGUGGGGCUUUCCGAGGCGGAGUACCUUUCGCAUCGCGUUGUGCCUCAGUUGUUGAAGGCUGUGGGGAAGAAGGUGGAGAGUCUCUUUGCCGAGGACUGCGUUCAGCUUCUGCUGCUGCUGAGCAAGCUUGGUGACAAGGGCGCGCCGCAGCUUCAGCCGCAGCUCCAGCAGCAGCUCCAGCAGCAGUUGCAGCAGCAGCUGCAUGCGAAGCUCAGGGCCCACUGGUGCCUGGACUGUGAGAGCUUGAGUGACAUGUUGUAUGCGUUGCAGCAGCUGCGGCUCUCCGACCAGCAGCUGCUGCAGUUGAGCAUGCGACGUGUGGCUUACCUCCUAGGUCAGGCAUCCAGUAGGGAAUUUCUGCGUCUUUUAGGUGCCUGCGCUGCCCUCCCUGCUGAAGACCGGCUUCUCGUUCGCACGCACAUACAUCGGCGUCUGAAAGUGCAGGCUGCGCUGUCUACUCACCUGGAGAAACUCUCCGCGAUGGCGGCACUUGAUCCCGACUCGACUGCCGCCCUCCUGUUCGCAUGCGCGCAACUGGGGUUUGCUGAUGACGCUGUUCUCAAGAUGGCUGGGGGGCUGCAGCACAAGGUGGAAAUGGAGGGAGAACUCCUCUCGCUGAUUUCCCUGUGCCACUUCCUUUGGGCAAACACUGAGAUGCACAUCAGUCUAGGCUGGACCCGCAGCGUGCUGCGCUACAUGCUGACGCGGCGGUAUGGGGAGACAGAGACUCCUUCUUUCUCUGGCGUGUCUCUUCUUGCCCCAAAGGAGCGGGAGAUGUUUUCUGCGGCUCAUGCCCUUGGCGGAUACAGAGGCGGCGAAGUGCUCCCUCGCCUCCUCUGCGCAGGAGGGGAGGCUUCGGCGAAAAAAGGAAAUCCUCAGGACGAGGAUGAAGGCAAAGAGGAGGAACGUGUGCAGGACGCUGCAGGCAAAACUGCCCUUGCAGAGAGUCUCCUUAGGGCCGCCUUCUCCUGCGUGUCGCUCGGUGAAGAAGACCACUUGCUGCCGCUCAUGGAGGAGGUCGCCUCGCUGUACGGCAAUAGACUGCCCUCCGACUUGCUGCUUGCCCAGCAAGUCAGUCUGCAUGUCUCUCGAUUCGCUGGACCCCCCCUGGCAGGAGAGCCACGCCGCCCCUCCCCGCAGCUGCGAGAGUGGCUGUCUCUGGUGUUAGGUGCUCCGCGAUACGAUGUAUACCACAAGGGGGCACCCCGCAACAAAUACGGCCCAGGAACGUCUCGUCUGCGCGUCAAGGACUAUAAUUAUGAUGCUUGGCUGUCUGAACCCCUCAUUCAAGAUUUACUUGCUCCUUCAAGCAAACCGACUGCCAGUGCAGAGCUUCGGCAAAGGCAGCUAACCUUCCUCGGGUGGACUGUGCACUCUGUACACUUGCGAGCUUUAUACAGCGCAGUUCUUGAUCGAAAUCUGCGAAGUUUUGUUGCCCAGAUCGCUGCUGCAUGCUGCCCGGAAGCCGCAAGAUUUGUUUCCUUCUCGCCCUCCCCCAGCCAGACGCAAGGGCCCCCUGAAAAAGCCGCGAAACAAGAUCGCUCCGUGAGUGCCUUCUUGCUCGGUGACACGGGGGAACUUGAGGCCUUUCCGUCUCUCCAAGUGAGGCUCUGCUUUGCUGCCGACUGCCGCCCUUGUCGCCCUCUCUCUGCUGCCCUCCUUCCCCUGCUCUGUCGGUCCCUAGUAGAGCUCUUGGCUCAAGUGCACGUCCAGCGCGGAAGCUCUAGGCACAUUCCCUGGCGUUGUCGCACGCAGCGGGGCAAAAUAGAGCUCCUCGAGCUCGCCGACGACGACGACACAGAAGCGCAGAGUCUCCCUAAGGCAUCACGCCGUCUGCAGGACCCCCUGGAUGUUUCCGAAACUCCCUCUAGCGCUCCCGUCUCUCCGGAGCAGUCGCGCAGUCUCUCGGACAGACUUCAGCGUUCUGAUGCCCCCCCUCCCCUCUCUGCUGUGAAGGCUGCUGAGCCAGACUGCACUUUGGAGGCAGACGCUCAGGAGACUCUUCGAGCCCCCCCGAGUCUACUACGGCUAUACGCGGCGUAUGCGAAUCCAGAGGUCCGUGGCAGCCAACUCCCCUAUGACCUUCCAGCAAUUCUGUUUGAUUGGACAAAUUUGAGCAUUUUUCUAAACGUAUUUUCUGGAUUUGAGGACAAGAAGGGCGCAAGGGCAGCAGGAGACGCGGAAGUAGCGGCAACCUCGCAUGCCGACCCGCAUCAGUGUAGCGGUGCUGCUGCAGCAGACGCUGCCAAAGUUGUCGAGGAGCCACAUAAGCCCCUCCCAUUUCUUCUUCUGUAG
Molecule: messenger RNA, 4512 nt
Organism: Cyclospora cayetanensis
Lineage: Eukaryota; Apicomplexa; Conoidasida; Eucoccidiorida; Eimeriidae
Biological process (GO): mitochondrial RNA processing; regulation of mitochondrial mRNA stability
Cellular component (GO): ribonucleoprotein granule; mitochondrial matrix
Molecular function (GO): RNA binding
Source: RefSeq, a predicted model, not a curated record